Molecule: messenger RNA, 582 nt
Organism: Penicillium manginii
Lineage: Eukaryota; Fungi; Ascomycota; Eurotiomycetes; Eurotiales; Aspergillaceae
Product: DUF4149 domain-containing protein
Exons: 3
Coding region: 1-582 (193 amino acids)
Source: RefSeq, a predicted model, not a curated record
AUGGCACGCCUACUGCAGACGAUAGGCCAUCUCCUCCCCUACCACCUCUUCGCAUAUGGCACUCUACUAGGCACACAGAUCUACCAGACCUUCGUCAACACAAAGCUAUGCUUCCAAUGCCUGCCCAUGCGGGAAUUUCUCGCCUUGCAGAAACGCGUGUUCCCCGUUUACUUUGCUUCGCAGGUUGGAUUGGUGGUUCUCACUGCUGCGACGUAUCCGCCGUAUAGUAUUUUCUCGUUGGUGAACGAUCUAUGGAGCGCGGGGCCUUUGCUGGUUGUUUUAGGAACUGGGGGGUUGAAUUGGGUGGUUUAUGGGCCGAGGACGACGACGGCGUCGCUGUUCAUGGUGAGAACUGGGGUCGGAGGUGUGGUUAUGAUGGGUUCUUGGGCUAAUGGGUUUGCAGAUGCUAAGGAGAAGCAGCAAAGUGAUCAGGGUGAUGAGGUUGAUGAGGGUAAGGUUCAACGGGCGGAUAAAGCAUUCAAGUUCAACCAUGCCAUGUCCAUCCAUCUUAAUGCGAUUUCGCUGGUCGCAACCGUUUGGUAUGGCUUUACGCUAUCGUCCUAUCUUCUUGGGGGAGUUUAG